Anisakis simplex (herring worm) is the source of this 516-nucleotide messenger RNA. Lineage: Eukaryota; Metazoa; Nematoda; Chromadorea; Rhabditida; Anisakidae. The record is from the annotation of a GenBank genome assembly.
UCAGAAUUAUCGUGGUUUGAGGUGCUUCUGUUGCCAAUGUGUGUUUUAUAUGCAGUCACAUCGGCUUUGCUUAUUGCCGGCAUUCGACAUAGAAAUAUCAAAUUUCUUUUUAAGGCGUCGCUAAUGUAUCCAACUUUGGCAGCACGAGCAAUAUUUGUGGCGUUCGUACAAGCUUUCGGUGUAUCGACGGUUGUGAGACCGAAUGCAACCACUUCAAUCCACACGACACAUUUGGUCAAUGAAGAUGGUCAGUGGAAGCCUGCAUCGCAACGUGAAAAUCGUCAUCGAGCCACAACAGACGAACCAUCGGUGGCGUUGAGAUUGGUCUUCUUGACGUUUCUAAUGAUCUUCAUAUCAAUAUUUGUUUUUUAUACGAUCUAUUUGGUGGUGCGUUGUGUGAGAUCCAGAGUUGACGUGUUCAGGACAACGUCGGCUAUCAAGGCUAUCCAAAACCUCGAGGUGACCANAUCGCAGGACAGAUUGGUGAGUGAACAUCCAAUCAUCCGCAUUCGCUGA